CUUCUAUCGGUUUCUGAAAAUGUUCAAGUAUAAGACCCGAGUGAUCUUCACAAUGUCAUUUCAAAGCUUUCUGGUACUCUUUCUAGCAACAUCGGCCAGCACCAGCUACGUCCCCAGCAUGGCCCUAAGAUAUCAGUCUGGUUGGACCACAGCCUCGCCUGCCAAUAUUGGUCGGCAAGAACUGAAGAACUACCAAGUCGAUGCACUUACAUGGUCAACGACUAGAAAACAUAUCAUCGAAGGGAGGGGUAGUCUAAUUGCAAGAGAGGAAGACUGUGAUAAGAAGCUUGCGCUCGCCCGCCAAAAGUAUCCCGGAAGCGGAAAGGCUAGGGAGUACGUCAAGUCGCAGCUUGAUUGGACCAACUUGGACCCCGACACCAACAAAAAUCUAUGGGAGGAGGGGGUCUACAACAACCCACUUUUUGCUCAAUUCAGGCUCAAUGAAUUUCCGUACGCUUUACCACCUGAUGUGACUCACUGGGUCUAUUGGCUGCGGGUGCCCGCCGUAUCGACCAAGUUUUUCUCUCCAUUGCGCCAUGAGACCGUGCCACAUCAAGAUUUCUUGAACCCAGUAAGGGUAGCCGCGCUGACAAACUAUAUCAACCAUUACGAUUUUUACGGGUCUUCUGGGACUUCCGAACGCGUUUUACGGCAUCUUCGCCCUUCAAGUUUUGCUCAUCCCUCUGAUCACGUGGUCUGGGAGGACCCUGUAUCAAGAGAAAGAGUGACCCGUGUGGAGGGGGCUCAAGCCAUAAAGUGGGCCGGAAGACAUAUCGUCAAGGCUAUCCAAUCUCGAUUUCCCCCAGAAAAAUAUGAAGUCUUGUUCAAUCGAGCGCCGGAGCGUUGGAAAAGCGUCGUCGAACCAGAUCACUUUCAUGUGUUGGUCUUCCCAAAAGUUCAAGAUUCCUAUUCACUAGAGAAAAGUCGGUUCUCUGCGGAAAACCUUCUUAAAGCCUACUGGGUAUUCAAUUUGAUUCCCUAG
Messenger RNA from Puccinia graminis f. sp. tritici CRL 75-36-700-3, 982 nucleotides. RefSeq lists its product as uncharacterized. The record is from RefSeq and is a predicted model, not a curated record. Lineage: Eukaryota; Fungi; Basidiomycota; Pucciniomycetes; Pucciniales; Pucciniaceae. Gene Ontology annotation, cellular component: cytoplasm. Gene Ontology annotation, biological process: N-acetylglucosamine metabolic process. The transcript has 6 exons. Bases 20 to 982 code for a protein of 320 amino acids.